Monopterus albus (swamp eel) is the source of this 5978-nucleotide messenger RNA. It is a transcript of the gene osgin2, whose product is annotated as oxidative stress induced growth inhibitor family member 2. The coding region runs from base 2285 to 4027 and encodes 580 amino acids. NCBI's taxonomy places the organism in Eukaryota, Metazoa, Chordata, Actinopteri, Synbranchiformes, Synbranchidae. The record is from RefSeq and is a predicted model, not a curated record. The transcript has 5 exons. Gene Ontology annotation, molecular function: growth factor activity. Gene Ontology annotation, biological process: negative regulation of cell growth.
AUUACAUAAACUUGCAUGUGCCUCAUGUUGUCAAAAAUGUAACACUGUACUGUAAAACAAGUGUACAUGAUGCAACAGCAGCACAUGCACUGUUGUUGCAUCAUGUAGUAUAUACAGUCCUCUGCCAAAGGUACUUGAUGCAAUAAUAGUCACUAAUGUACUUUAUAGUAAUCCUACUAAGUUAGCUUGUUCAGAGGAUUGAAUUUACUUAUUUAACUUUAUUAUCCUCAAGGAAAAUUGGUUUACAGGAGGCACAUGCAUAUAAUCACAUUCACAUAAAACUCAGCAGACAUCUGAUCUAAUAUAGCUCAGCACAUAUCAAUGUAUUACUGUCUUACAUUAUACUCGUAGCUAUAGAUGACACUGCACAAAAAAUCAAACUUAUGCAAAGGAAUAAAAUAAAUGUGCAAAGUCUUCAUCAGACAAAAAAAUACUAAAUACCAAUAAUGAACUAAAAAUAAACUGAUAAAAAACACUAAGUAAACUACUUACAAUGGCUUAUAUUUGUGCAUUAUAUGAAGUAAUGGCUGGAACAACUGCGGGGCAACUGUGGUUCAGUGGGUAGAGCAGUCGUCUCCCUACCAGAGGGUUGGUGGCUUGAAUCACGGUGCCUGCACUCAACUGUCCUUGGGCAACACACUGAUCCCCCCAGUUGCCCCCGAUGGUUAGAGCCAUGGCAGAUGGCUGCCUUGGUUCUGUACCGGAAACAAAGUCCUUGUGUGUAACAUACUUGGCCAAAUAAAGGUGAUUAUUAUUAUUAGCUACCCUAUGGGGAGAGACUGUUAUUUUAACCUGUUCUUUACGUUACUGGUGGACAAAAGUGUACGGGGGUGGGGGGUUGUCCUUUUGAAAUCCACUUAGAGUAAGAGACUCAUUUGGGGUUACAGUGAUUCAAGGGAGUGAAAGUUCUAUCAAAAGCAACUUGUAGCAGUGUAAACACUUGGGGGUUUGUCAAAUUGAGCACUGGUAUGGAAAUUACCAGCAUCAACCUGCCAAAUGGGGGCAUGAUAUUCUCCAAACAGGUCAGGCAGUGAGUGGAAUCCCAGUGCUUUCACUGAAAAGGGUAAACUGGCUGAUGACCAAAGACAACUGGGUGGCUUACAGACACAGGUCAGACAGGGGGAGGAAGGGAGGGAGUGAGGGGUUUCAGUGAAAUGAGCCAGACUACAUAUUGGCAGCAAAGAGACAUGGGAGUUUUAAAGGAAGUGAGCCACAAUUUUUGGAUGUAAGAAGUAGUGCCGUGAGCAGGGUUUGGUUAACACGAAAGUGGGGCAGGUGGGCAGCUGCUAAUCUUUCGGCAGGAAUGUCUGAGAGUAGAAGGUAUGAAAGGAGGAGGAGCCCUGAUGAUUUGGUCUGUUAGCGUGCCAGGAACCCAUUCUCAUGUUGUUAAAAGGGGGCAGUAAAGACAUAAACAGGCCCAAUGGAAUUAAGGCGCACUCAGAGGAGUGAUCAGGGGGGAUUUGCUGCCCAGUGGGAAAACAAUACUGCUGUCACAUAACACACACUACACAAGUUCACCAGCAAUGCUUCACAACAGACCCCAGCCUGUAUAAAUCAGAUUAGAGCCUUCUUUUGUUUGGGAGGCAGAACUGGGGUUAACAGAGGAUAGCCUCGCUGUGGGCCUGGCUUGACAGGACAGGGGGUAUGUGGACGCUGGCAGGCUGGUAAAGAAAAAAGCUGGGGGCAUGUUGUGGUGGGGUGUUUCCAUGUGUGUGAAGCCCCAGACAGACAGGGCCAUGGCAAUGCAUGAAAGCACAAUAACAGGAUGGAUAAAGUGUGUGUGUUUUUAUAAGAGGCAGUUCAUGCUUUGCGCAGCCACAUGUCCGCUAAGAUUGAGUGAUGGAAUUUUUUGUUAUCUUCCCAAGUCUGCAACAGUCUAUGUGGUCUCUGUGUGGACAUCCGUGUUCAGGCCUAAAGUUUGUGUCCACAGGGACGUUCCGCAUAGCAAGAGCCCAAACUGUGCAUGUGCCACAGUGCUUGGACUCUGUUGGCAGACAGAAGGCAGACCCUCAAUUUAAAGUACAAAUACUAGCAUGUGCGCACCCCUCAUCUGUGUCCGUGUGCGCAUGAGGGUAUGGAAAAAGCAUCAAUUUCCCAUGAGUCAGUUGAUGAUGUUGGAUGGAGACAGGAUCUAAGCUAAUAUGGGACAGUAACAUUGGCAGACACAAAUAUAACACACCAGUUUGAACCUGUUCAAAUAAUAUGCCCCCAAAAUACGGAAGCAGUUCAAGGACAAAGCACAGAUUAGGCUCUGCUUUUAGCUGAAUAUCAAACAGCUACAAAAAUGUCUAGAACUUUCUUUAUAUUUCUAUCACUCUGUUCCUCCUCAGUGCCAGCUCUGGCCCAGGCUGCAGACAUGCCUCUCCUGGAAGAGACCACUCUACCACAAGAGCGCCCAUCUACCCUCCCUGUGGUUAUCAUAGGCAACGGGCCAUCAGGUAUCUGCCUGUCCUACCUGUUGAGUGGAUAUAAGCCCUAUCUUGAUUUGUCAACUGACCACCCAAACCCGGUACUAUACAGGAAACUACAGGAGACCAAGCACCUACCCAUCACUGAACAGGAUCUGGAAUAUUUGAGUGAAGGUCUUGAGGGGAGAUCAAGAAACCCAGUGGCUCUGCUUUUUGACACACUCUUGCAUCCCAAUGCUGACUUUGGCUACGAAUUUCCUCCAGUCCUUCAGUGGAGGAAGGACAAGCAGCAACACAUCCCACAUCUGGUGCUGGGGAAGGCAACACCUGGAGGUGCUUGGCAUGCAAUGGAAGGCUCCAUGCUAACUAUUAGUCUUGGCAUCUGGAUGGAGCUUCCCGGGGUCAACUACAAAGAUUUGACAAAUAGGAAAUGCAGGGAUGUAUCCAGUGACAGAGCCACCCCAGAGGAGAUCUCAUCUUAUUACCUUAACUAUGUGAAGUUAAAGGGCCUCCAAAAGAAUUUUAUUGACAACACCUAUGUGACCUCGGUCCAGAAACUCUGCCGGGGGCACGAGGGACAAGGUCUGGAGAACGGGCACACUGAUCAAGGAGAUGUAGGGGUGGGAGAGGGUGGGAACGAAGGCUUUGAGGGAAAUGGAGUUGAGUGCAUUAACAGUGGAGUAGGGGGGGCUCUCUGGGAAGUAAGGGGUUACCAGCAGGUGCAGAACGACACUCAUGUCCCCUUCUCUCUGUUUGCUGAGAAUGUAGUUCUGGCCACAGGUGCAUCUGAUUCGCCGAUUCGUUUAGGUGUAGAGGGGGAGGACUUACCAUUUGUAUUCCACAGUGUCUCAGAUCUGGGUCUGGCUGUAAGCCGGAGAAAGCUAGAUAUUAACUCUGAUCCAGUUUUAAUUAUAGGUGCUGGUUUAAGUGCUGCAGAUGCAGUUCUAUGUGCUUGCAACAGCAACAUCAAAGUGCUACACGUCUUUCGUAAGAGUGUAGAUGACCCAGAUCUCAUUUUUAAGCAGCUGCCCAAGACCCUGUACCCCGAGUACCACAAAGUUUACAACAUGAUGUGUUCUCAGACCUACAAAAACGUGACUCCUUCCUGUGCUCUAAACAGACCCCAGGCAGUGAGUAUUGCCUCUUCAGUAUGUGCCAAGAUGUGUCCAAAACCCCAGCUUGCCACCGGUAACAUGGCUGGUAACACCAGUGACAGCUUGUUUUUUGACUACACCAGUUUCCCAGAACACUGCGUGGUGUCACUCAAGCCUGACAUGAACUGUCUGCUGCAGGGGAACAACUCCCUCAAGGCAAUCAAGAUCUCCAUGGCCCUGGUGCUGAUUGGGACCAACCCAAAUCUGUUUUUCUUGAAGGGGCAGGGCCAGUACCUGGGUCAGGAUCCAUCAAAACCCAUCUCCUGCAAGCAGAAUCCCAUUGACAUCCACCCCUACACUUUUGAGUGUACCAAGGAGCCAGGUCUGUUUGCCAUGGGCCCACUAGUGGGAGACAACUUUAUUCGCUUUCUGAAAGGCGGUGCUUUAGCCAUCACCUCCUGCUUGCUGACGAGACUCAAGAAGAAAGGAAAGCUCAUCAGCAAUGGAGGAAAUAACUUCAUUUGAAAACAUGUGCAGUACACAUCGGUCAUAGGGCAAAGAUGUACGCGCUUUUACCAACAGAUGUAAAAAGUGAAGGUUUCUCAUCAAAGAUUAGGCAUUUUUACAACUUUGAGACCAAAAAGACAAUGGAUGUACACUAAUUCGUUUCCAAAGAAACAAAAGAACUUGUGAGAGUCUUGUCUGACUUCAUAAGAAGUUCCCAGAGAUCCAGGUUAGUUUCCAUUAGUCAUAUGCUGGGGAUGGUACCUGGUACUAUUUUUGGUAUCGCCUUCAUUGAGGUUCCGGGUGAGCUGAGUUGAUACCAAACAGUGACAUGUAAACACUGCAGACUACUGAUUGGUCAGAGAAAUUCACCAUUACUACGUGGCCUUCUUGUCACCGAUGAACAUGAUGUUUACAUGUGAUGACACCAUUGCUCGUUCUUCGUUCAUUCAUAAUAGUAGCUGCCACUUCUCUCUUCUGAGUGUUAUAAAGUGUAAAAUUUAUGGUGACAGAGGUCUGGAGCCUCUGUUACUACAUAACAUAACCAUUAUAUUAUGUGAACCACUACAUCAUACAUCUUAUCACAUAGUCCCUAGGUUACUGAAUGUGAUGAUAUGAGCACAAUGGCUAUAGCUAUGCUUGCUAAAUAGAGUUAGCUGGCAUGUUAGCAGGUCAUUACAUCUCCAAAAAUGUCAGAGCAAAUUUGUAAUUGGAAUUACUUGGAUAAAUUGACCAUAUAUUUAAAAACUAGGUGGAUAUUAUCUGACCUGGAAAACUAUCAAAACUUGAGAAAAUGGCAUAAUAACAGUCCUAGGAUGAAAAAUUAUGAGUUUUGAGUCUGCCCUACCACCAUGGGCCAGUAACUUCAUGGAAGUUUUGGCAUCACUGUGACAACCAGCUACACUGCAGGGGGACUAUCUGCAGUAGAAAACAAAGCACCUUGUACCAAAAGCAAGCAGAUUUGAGUAGAAUAGAGUCGAGUUGAGCCAGUACUAGGCAGUGGAAAAGGGGCUUUAUUUUCAUCAAGCUUAUUUAUUUGUUCAAGGCGUGUCUUUCAGUCCAUUUACUAAUAACACUUAAUUUGCUGUUGCAUCACAUUUGAAGUCAUUUUUCCUAACUUUAGUAGAGGGAAUACUAAAGUGACGACUGCCCUAGUUCUCCAUGCAGGAUAUACCUACCUACUGUUUACACUAGGAAAUGCACAACAGAACCUAACAAAUUCAUGUCUGAGCAAACUUAAAUGUUCCUUAAUAUUCUGAGCCUACCAUUUUUGCCUUUUUUCCUCAACUUAAGAUGAUUUGUAGGUCGUUUUAUCCAACAGUUAGAAAAGUCAUAUAAAUCUUACCUGUUCCCGCUAAUGAAAGGCUUUCUAUACAAAUGUUAUCACUUGUGAAUCUGAAUCUAUUCUUGGGCACCCGCCACUAAUUUUAAUGUGAACAUGACAUGUUGUGGGAAAAAGCCACGGUUAUUAAAGGGUCAUUCUGGUGUUUUACAUUUUUCUUCUUCUAUUUGUUUGCAAAGGUUGAAAGAUUUCUUGGUAUAGGUUUUGAAUUGGCAGGUUUUGGUUUGUUUAUAUUUACAUUCAGAACAAGAGCACACGUUAUAGCGCAAGAGACUGCCAAAUGGCGAUACAAAUCUUCUGGAUUUGAUUUUCUAGAAAAAUUGUAAAUUUUUUCCACUUGACAACAAAUUUCAAUGCUGAUACAUGGAAACUUCUUACAGAAAUUAACCAAAUAAAUUGGUGCAAUUAUAAUUUGCACCAGAAUGUUCUUUAGCAACAUAAUGUGUAGAAAACUGUAUAAAACACGACACACCAGAAUGGUCCUUUAAGUUCAGCCUUUUUUGAAGACAACUGACAAUUAUCAUAACUAGAAUAUAGAGAAAAGGUAAAACAAAAUUGCCUUCAUAAUUAAUCUUCAUGCCAAAAUUACACUUAGUCAUUUCAGACAGACUCAAAGUCAGUUCAUCUCUU